Molecule: messenger RNA, 376 nt
Organism: Dentiscutata heterogama
Lineage: Eukaryota; Fungi; Glomeromycota; Glomeromycetes; Diversisporales; Gigasporaceae
Source: the annotation of a GenBank genome assembly
AGAGGAAACUGGAUGGUUUCAUGAACAAUGCUAUAUUCAAUUAUCUUCUUGGAUAAAUUUUAAACGAAUUAAAGAGAUUUUUGAAAAUAUGAGUAUAAAGAUAAUAAACAAUUUUUAUGGGGAUGAUAAAAGUGCUAUCGAUAUGCGAAAUUAUUCAAUAAAACAAUAUAAACAAUGUUCAGUUCAUAGAGAAUAUCGAUGUGAUUAUUCUAAUUUAGAUAUUCAUUGUGAAAAAUGUGAUGAUGCAUGUCGAGAAUUUUAUGAAUUGUUAAUUGUGUGUGAUAGUUUAGGAAAUGAAUUAACUUCAGAACAAAAAGAUCCUUUUAUUUUUGGAAAAGAAAAUUUUAAAGAAAAUAUAAAACAUGAUAAUAUUUGA